CACACUCACUCACCUUAUAGAACCAAUAUUCUCUAGGUUGCCCUGCGUCAUGAAGGCUCACACUCACCUUAUAGAACCAAUAUUCUCUAGGUUGCCCUGUGUCAUGAAGGCUCACACUCACCUUAUAGAACCAAUAUUCUCUAGGUUGCCCUGCGUCAUGAAGGCUCACACACACUCACUCACCUUAUAGAACCAAUACGCUGAUACCUGCUUCCAUGGCCACCAGCGGCGCCUUCUAAAUUUAGUCGUGUCACACUCCGUGGCCCACGAUUCACCAGCAUAUUGAAACUGGACACCAAUGUACAACACCACCUAUUGUGCUCAGUAAGGAUACACAUACUUCUUCUGCCAUCAGAAUGCAAUGCUGCAUUGCACCAGGGAGAGAGAAACAAGUCUAUACUUUAACACAGGCAGAUCUAUACACUACAAUCCUAUUUUCCACUCCUCUGGGGCUAGCAGCCUCAGCGCUUUAGUGGGUGCAACAUACAAGUAGUGUACGUUACAUUAACAUUCAGACUGUUAGAAAACAAGACGUGCACAGACAGUAUACAAUUCAGUGGUUGUAUAAGCCUGAGGCGUGGGAAAAGAAACACGGCUACACUGACCAGCACAGAUAAACAAGACACACUUAAUUUGCUGUUUUGGUUUGCGGAGUGCAGUUGUCAUAUUAAAAUAUACAUUGUCACAAUAGCUGUGCAUUUGUAUGAAUGUAGGAUUUUUGUGUAAUUUAGUUUCCUUGUAUACGUUUGUGUGUGUGUCUGUGUGUUACAGAAGGGAUAACUCUAUGCAUGGCUGCCUGUCAAGGGUGUUGUUUCCAUUCAGAUAGUACCCUCUGAUCCUGUAUGAGGUACCAGCUUCCCUUUCAAACAGCCUCAGGCCAGACACACACACACAGUCGGCUAACCACAGCCUCAGGUCUGUUGAUCUGUUUACAUUAUAAACCCCCUCUGGAGCGCCUAUAUUCCCCUAACGCCAUUCUAAAAUGUUCUGCAUUUCAUUUCAACAACCACUACCAUCUAACCUACUGGGAGACAGAACCAUUGUUUCAGGCCAUAACCUAAUCAUCAGCUGAAAUUGGCAGCUGCCCAUCAGUGGGUCCAACACAGCAUUUGGAAACACACAGUACCAGGCCAGGCCAAGCAUGGCAGCUGUUCUACCAGACCCAGCCAACAAGGUCAUCACACCACACACCCUAAGGGGAGCAGACGCACCUCACUGUUCAAUGAGCAGAUGCUUGAGAAUAUGAUAAUUAAAUUACAUAUUUUCAAUUUCAGAGUACAAGUAUUGAGAUGGUCUUUCAGACGGACUGUAUUCUUUGAAAGAAUAUUGUUGGCGCCAUAGCAGGGUCUCUGUGUGACUUCACUAAUGUUUGGCCUCACCUUCCUCCAGGGUUUAUCCUGUUGUUGUGAUGUUUAUCUAACCACACUUUCACUGCUUCUCCUGGCCUGGCCUGUGUUUUGACACGCAGUACAAUAUGGUUACAGGCGCGUGCCUCGGUAAUCCACUGCUACAAUAGCACACUGUGACUGAGUCAGAAAGUGAUACCCCAUUGUGGCUCUCUCUGCACCUCUGCCCCAUAGUGGCUCUCUCUGCACCUUGGUUCCAUUGUGGCUCUCUCUGCACCUUGGUUCCAUUGUGGCUCUCUCUGCACCUUGGUUCCAUUGUGGCUCUCUCUGCACCUCGGCUACAUUGUGCUUUCUCUGCACCUCGGCUCUCUGUGGCCAAAGUGGAUAAAUAGGCUACACCACAUCGCUCCCCUCUCAUCCUCUCCUCCUCUUUUCUUCUCCUCACAUCCCUGUCUCUCUUAAAAACGUCUUAAUGGAAUCAUGAAUUAUCCUUUAUGAUUUAAUUCACAUCUCUCACAGGUAAAACUGCUAGAGUGUUCUCCAGUGUUCUCGACACUAGGUCAAGCACUGUACCAUACUGUGCCACACUCUACAGUAGUGAGGAUGUCACACCAGUGGGGGUAAUAUUUCAUACUAAUAAUCUAAAUGUGAUCAUCCUGAGGUAGUGAUGUGGUGUCAUGUCUGACAGCUUUUAUGAUGGAUGGAUCUUAUCUGUCCAUCACAGGAGGGCAGGUGUCCGUCGCGUAAACAGAGAAGGUGGAGAGGAGACGGGGAGAUAGGACAGAGAAGAGGAGCAACAGGUGGAAGAAGAGAGGGAGGGAUGGAGGAGGGGAAAGAGCUGAAGUGGGAGGAGGGAGAUAAGUAUUUAAGAGGCUGUCCAUCUCCCCCUCCUCACCGUUCUUCAUUACGCUCCCUCUCUACGUGUCGAACAGCAGGCCAGCACUCCUCCUUUGCUCAGUAUGUCUAAGCCCGCCAACACGGAGAAUGUGUCCACCUUGGAGACCGCCAUGCAGUUGAUGAUCCAGACCUUCCAUAAGUACUCUGGGGACGAAGGCGACAAAUACACCCUGAGCAGAGCAGAGCUCAAAGUGAUGCUCACUGCAGAGCUGGGCAACUACCUGGGGAAUGCCCAGGACAAGGAAGCAGUGGACAAGGUGAUGGGUGACCUGGAUGCCAACAACGACGGAGAGGUGGACUUCACUGAGUUUGUUAUCUUGGUGGGGGCGCUCACCGUCGCCUGCAACGACUUCUUCCUAGAGUACAACGACAAGGGGGAGAAGAAGUGAACACAACGCACACAUGUACACUCACACACACCUACGUUCUCUCUCUCUCACACACACACACACUGAGGAAGAGGAGGAGAGGACAGUGAUUAUGACGAUGAUGAGACACCUCCACUCCAAUCCUGCCUAGGCUUCAUUCCUACUGUUUAACAGAGAACUACACACACCACACACACACACUCAGAGAUGUUCAGAGAUGCGUCGUGGCACACUGGGCGGUGAGUUUUUGUGUUUUGUGUGUGUGCCAUCUCAAUCCAAAACAAACCCAACCCACAGAGAAGUUUAUUACAGAGUGAAAAUGUGGAGAGUUUAAGUCAUCAAUAACGGUCAUUGUUGAAUAUGUGAAUAUAAUUUCUCUGUCUUUUCAUUCGUUUUGUAAACCCCUUAUUUAUGUUUCGUUCAUUGUUAAACUGUUCCUCCUCGAUAGAAUAAACAGAACAUUUAACCAAA
This is a messenger RNA of Coregonus clupeaformis (lake whitefish), 3082 nucleotides long. Its product is annotated as protein S100-A1-like. The transcript is spliced from 3 exons. NCBI's taxonomy places the organism in Eukaryota, Metazoa, Chordata, Actinopteri, Salmoniformes, Salmonidae. The coding region runs from base 2306 to 2632 and encodes 108 amino acids. Gene Ontology annotation, molecular function: transition metal ion binding; calcium ion binding. The record is from RefSeq and is a predicted model, not a curated record.